UCUCACUUUCUCACUCUCUCUUUCCCCCUUCACACCCGAUUUCAAAAUCCUCUCUCUCUCUCUCUCUCUCGAACUCACUCGCUCAGUGAUUUUCUCUCUCUCUCUCUCUCUCUCUUAAUAGUGAAUCAGAUGCCGUUUAUUUCGGAAACUGCUAGCGCGAUUAAGCGCCGAUUCGGAUUCAACGACAGGGCCGGCACGUCGGAGUCGGCACGCGCUGUGCCGUGCACGCCGGAUCCAAGCGCCGUAUCGAGGGAGAACCACGCUCAUCAUCAGGGCAUGGUUCGAAGAAUGGGGGAUUUGGAGGAAGAAGCAGAGAUUAGCGGUGGAUCUGCAGCACAGAUAUCGAGGUCUCACAGCUUCGAGUUCAACGAAGAUCCGGCCUUCUGGAAAGAUCACAAUGUGCAGGUUAUCAUAAGAACCCGUCCACUAAGCAGCUCAGAGAUUUCAACGCAAGGGAACAACAAAUGUGUUAGGCAAGACAACGGCCAGGCAAUCACUUGGAUUGGGAAUCCCGAAGCUCGUUUCACUUUUGAUCUUGUCGCUGACGAGAAUGUUACGCAGGAGAUGAUGUUUAAAGUUGCUGGCGUACCUAUGGUGGAGAAUGUUGUGGCUGGCUACAACAGCUGCAUGUUUGCUUAUGGCCAGACGGGAAGUGGCAAAACUCACACUAUGCUUGGAGAUAUUGAGGGAGGAACACGUAGACACAGUGUCAACUGCGGGAUGACUCCUAGAGUUUUUGAGUUUUUGUUCUCUAGGAUCCAAAAGGAAAAAGAGGUCCGCAAUGAGGAGAAGCUUCAGUUCACUUGUAGAUGCUCAUUUCUGGAGAUCUACAACGAGCAAAUUCUUGAUUUGUUAGAUCCUUCUUCUACUAAUUUACAGCUUAGGGAAGACCACAAGAAAGGUAUUCAUGUUGAGAAUCUUAAGGAGAUUGAAGUUUCAAGUGCCAGAGAUGUGAUUCAACAACUAAUGGAGGGUGCUGCAAACAGGAAAGUAGCUGCAACCAAUAUGAAUCGUGCAAGUAGUCGAUCUCACAGUGUUUUUACUUGCAUCAUUGAAAGCAAGUGGGUAUCUCAAGGUGUUACUCAUCAUCGGUUUGCACGGCUUAAUCUUGUUGAUUUAGCUGGAUCUGAAAGGCAAAAGAGUUCAGGAGCUGAAGGUGAACGCCUCAAAGAAGCAACCAACAUCAACAAGUCUCUUUCAACAUUAGGGCUUGUGAUCAUGAAUCUUGUUAGUGUUUCCAAUGGAAAAUCAGUGCAUGUUCCUUAUAGAGAUUCAAAGCUUACAUUUCUGCUCCAGGUAAAUUAUUUCCUUAAUGUUGAUGUCUGCAUUUACAGUUCUGUAAUCUCUUGGCUGUCAUUCUUACAUACCUACCUGCAGGAUUCUCUUGGAGGGAAUUCAAAGACGAUAAUAAUUGCUAACAUAAGCCCAUCUAGCAGUUGCUCGUUGGAGACCCUAAGUACCUUGAAGUUUGCCCAGCGUGCAAAGCUUAUUAAGAACAAUGCAAUUGUCAAUGAAGAUGCAUCUGGAGAUGUUAUUGCAAUGCGUCUACAAAUCCAACAGCUAAAGAAAGAAGUAUCCCGCUUAAGAGGUAUCGUUAACGCUGGAGUAGACAAUCAGGACAUUGACACUGCCUCAAUGAGUUGCCCUGCUUCUCCAAUGUCUCUUAAGUGGGAUGGAUUCAAUGGAUCAUUCACUCCUCUGACAACUCACAAAAGGACGUCUAAGCCAAAAGACUACGAAGUUGCACUAGUUGGUGCUCUCAGGAGAGAGAGGGAAAAGGACGCUGCAUUACAGGCUUUGACUGCUGAAAAUGAGGCCUCAAUGAAGUUGGAAAAGAAAAGAGAGGAUGAAAUACGCGGGCUGAAAAUGAUGUUAAAGCUCAGAGAUUCAGCAAUCAAGAGUUUACAAGGGGUAGCUUCAGGAAAGAUCUCUGUUGAAGCACAUCUGCAAAAAGAAAAGGCUGACCUUUUGAAGGAAAUAGAGGUGCUACGUGCUCAGGUUGAUAGAAAUCAGGAAGUUACCAAAUUUGCCACGGAGAACUUGCGGUUGAAAGAAGAGAUCCGAAGAUUGAAAUCACAAUGUGAGGAAGGUGAACGGGAUAUCUUGAAUCAACAAAUUCAAGUGUUACAAGCUAAGCUGCUAGAAGCCCUUGAUUGGAAACUCAUGCACGAAUCAGAUUGCUCCACGGUGAAAGAAGACGGUAACAUCAGCAACAUGUUCUACUCGAACCAGAAUCAGGAGUCAAAGAAACUUUCAUCAAUCCAAGAUGAGAAUGAAUUCCUCCGGAUGCAGGCUAUUCAAAAUCGAGCAGAAAUGGAAUCUCUUCAGAAAUCAUUAAGUUUUUCCAUCGACGAGAAAGAGAGAUUGGAAAGGCUUGUGGAAAAUUUGGCUAAGCAGCUUGAGGGAAUAAAAUCCUCAGGCAGGGUUGGCGAUGGUGAUCAGAUUGAGGUUGAAACAAUGGUUCAAGCCAUUGCAUGUGCUAGUCAAAGAGAAGCUGUAGCUCACGAGACAGCAGUCAAGUUGUCGAAAGAAAAUGAGGAACUGUGCCAGAAGAUUAAGGUCCUGAUUGAGGACAACAACAAACUUAUAGAGCUGUAUGAACAAGUAGCCGCAGAAAACAGCUCCAGGGCUUUGGGGAAUACCGAGACACAUUCAUCAAGUAAUAAUGCUGAAGCUCAGAAGAACAACAGUUGUGAUAUUACUCUGGAGGUUGAGAAAAGUGCAGAAGAGGAACUAAAGAAGAUGAUUGGAAAUCUGGAGAAUCAGCUUAGCGAGAUGCACGAGGAGAAUGAGAAGCUAAUGAGUCUGUAUGAAAAAGCCAUGAAGGAAAAAGAUGAAUUCAAAAGACUGCUCGCUGCUCCUGCCCAAGAGAAGCUUAUUGAAGCUGAUGCCAGUGACACUGAAAUGGAGUUGUGUAAUAUUACUCCUUCUGACAGGUCCACAGGAGAUUUAAACUCAGCGAGGCUGAAACUCGAAUUGGCGGAGGAAAAACUUUCAGUCUCUGCCAAAACCAUUGGAGUGUUCUCUUCGCUUGAAGAGAUUAUUUUGGAUAUAAUCAAGCUGUCAAAGCAAAGCAAAGAGGCCGAAGACAAAGUUAAGAAGCAUCAGAAGGAGUUAGGAUUAAUUGAAGCUGUCUCUGAUCAAACUAAAGCAAGAAAAGAAGUUGCAGAGAGAAAGCUGGCUGCUCUCAGAUGCUCGCUAUCAAAUUUUGUAUCAUCGUCAGCUUACUUUCAACAGCGAGAAGAACGGGCAAGGGCGCGUGUGAAGGCAUCUUCAGAUAAUCUAAACCAGAAAAAUGAAGAGCUCAACGUUCUCCAAUCUUAUAAAAGAGAAAUCGACGCGGCAAUGGGUAAGAUCCAACAAUCCGAGGCAGAGCUGAAGAGUAACAUUGUAAUGCUGAAGAUAAAAGUGGAUGAAGAGAACAGGAGACACGAGGAAGAGAAGGUACUCUGUGCGAUUGAUAACAUUGAGAAGAUCAACACUCCUCAGAGAAACACUCUGCUUACAGGGAAAGCCACAGAUCUGCUGAAAUCCGAGGAAGAGAAAACAAAGCUCCAAUCAGAGAUGAAGCUUUCUCGGGAGAAGCUUGCUUCGGUAAGAAAAGAAAUUGAAGACAUGAACAGAAAGUCUUUGAAGCUGGAGAAAGAGAUCAAAACAGUAGAGAAAGAGAUAGAGAAGAGAUCAACGACAAGAUCGGAAUCAGAGAGGGAAUUGGAACAUACGAUCCAGGAGAAGCAGUGUCUUGAAGAGAUGGAAGAAGUAGGGAUGUGUGAAAUACAAAACAUGAUAAUGGAGAUUCACCAGCUUGUCUUUGAGUCAGAUCUGAGAAAAGAAGAGGUGAAGACUGUAAGAGAAGAGCUAGAUGCAGAGGAGCAUAGAGCGAAAGAGGUCCACAAGGCCACAAUGGUGGCAGUCGAAGAUGCGUUGAAGAAGAAGAAGAGCGGAGGAGAAUAUUUGUUAUCAGGCAAGGUUGAAGAAGAAGUAGGCAGUGUUUCGUGUUUGGUUCACGAUGCCGCCAAGUUGCUUGAAGAUUCUCAUUAAUAAGGAGUCGCACUUGACUCGCAAGUAUGGGAUUCUUAGUUCCUUUUUUUUUCUUCUAUCAUCAGCUCUAUAAAACUAUUUUAUUUUUGUAAUCGAGGAAGUAUAUCACUUCCUUUUCUUGGAAACUCCAGGUCGUCUACUUGACACUUAAGUCUUAUCAGAACAAGUGAAGGAGCUCUCCAACUUGUUAAGAACA
Brassica napus (rape) is the source of this 4237-nucleotide messenger RNA. RefSeq names its product kinesin-like protein KIN-12E. The record is from RefSeq and is a predicted model, not a curated record. The transcript has 18 exons. Gene Ontology annotation, molecular function: microtubule motor activity; microtubule binding; ATP binding. Gene Ontology annotation, biological process: microtubule-based movement. NCBI's taxonomy places the organism in Eukaryota, Viridiplantae, Streptophyta, Magnoliopsida, Brassicales, Brassicaceae. Bases 130 to 4041 code for a protein of 1303 amino acids.